This is a messenger RNA of Daphnia pulicaria, 2808 nucleotides long. RefSeq names its product protein O-linked-mannose beta-1,2-N-acetylglucosaminyltransferase 1-like. Gene Ontology annotation, cellular component: Golgi membrane. Gene Ontology annotation, molecular function: beta-1,3-galactosyl-O-glycosyl-glycoprotein beta-1,3-N-acetylglucosaminyltransferase activity. Bases 426 to 2501 code for a protein of 691 amino acids. The record is from RefSeq and is a predicted model, not a curated record. Gene Ontology annotation, biological process: protein O-linked glycosylation via N-acetylgalactosamine. The transcript is spliced from 15 exons. Lineage: Eukaryota; Metazoa; Arthropoda; Branchiopoda; Diplostraca; Daphniidae.
GGAUCAUCUCGGCCGGACGUUUAAGUGGACAAUGACGGAUUUAAGUUGAUGGCGAAAACGGUUGCCAUCAUCGGGAUUCACAACGACGGCCCAAAUAUAUAUAACUCUCCAUUCUUUGAACUCGUCGGCAGGAUCGAGAUCUACGGGAAUCGCUAAAAGAUACGGGUUUUUUUGUUUUGUUUUAUUUAAUCCAAGUCAUCGCGGACAAGAGACACCAAAGGUUUCCAUCCAUCUUCUUCAUUCAUGCGGCGGGUCGUGUGAUGUCGCUCGACGCGUGUGGCACUCGCCCGGAGAGAAAUAACACAGCACACACAACAAACGAAUAAAAAUAAAGGGAUCGAGUGCUGUGUCGGGCAUAAAACCCUAGAAAAAGAAAAUAAAAAAAAAGGUUUCUGUGACUGCCGAGAGAGCGUGACGUCGAAUCGAUGGCGAACCGUGACCAGGAGUCACUGGAUUAUUAUUAUCAUUCGUGGUCGAAACGGUGGUCGAUGACGAGAUCGGCCAGCAGCAGAGGAGUGACAUCGGCCACCGCCAACACCUCGACCAAUGCGGCGGCCGCAGCGUCUACGCAUCAGCGCGGAUGUCGAUGCAACUGGCUCCGACUACGCCAAAGGAUCUUGGCUAAGUUAUGCCGGACGACAAUUGUGAUUGUGCUCAUGCUGACGGUUCUAGUCAACCUCAUUUUUAUUCUGGAAUUUGGCUACAAGUCGAAACAAAGUAGCGGCCCCCAUCUUUCUGCUGAUGAGUCGACCGGUCGAGCCAAUAUCACGGAUGAUAGCCAAUCAUACCAGCAAUAUCUAACGCUGGAAAUUGUUUCCAGUCAAUUGAGAGCGGCCGUGAGCGUUGAUGGAGCCACGAUGAUUGACGAUAACGAAGUGGGUAAAGGACGAGGUAUUCACGUGCUGGUCUUAAAUCAGAGGACCGGCUCGGUAAUGGCCCGACAAAUUUUCGACACCUACUCGCCGCACGAAGACGAAGCCAUGAGCCUCUUCAUCAAUUUGGUCUCCAAAGGCAGAAUCAUCGUCAUGACUAUCAAAGAUGAAGGUUCGUUCCAUCUGAAGCAGCCGACGCGGGAUCUCCUGCAGCGCUACGGAUCGAAGAAUUCACAGAUAUUGGGCUGGCGAGAUACGUGGAUCUUCGUCUUCCAAAAGGAAGGCAUCAACUCCUUGCUGGCGCAGAGAGGCGGCGGCAGAUGUUGCGAACAUUUGGGUAAAAGCUCCAAUUUCCUGUCGUGGGGAGAGAAUCUCUCCGUGACUUGCAAAGUCCGUCUAUCCACCGACCAACACGAGUCGGAGUGCCAAUGGCCUGACACGGAAGAAAAUCAACGCCGACGGGAGUUCUGCAGUCGUGUCGAAGGCUACGGAAGCGUCUGUGAUUGUCACCAACCUACUCCCAUCAAUUUCCAACCGUCUCCGAUUCCAAAUAAUCAAAUUGGUAAUGUUCCCGUGGCAAUCAUAGCCAGCAAUCGCCCGCAUUAUUUGUACAGAAUGUUGAGGUCUUUAUUGAGAGCUGGUGGUGCCAAUAAGGAGAUGAUGACCGUGUUCAUCGACGGCUAUUUCGAAGAGCCCAUGCAAGUGGUGCGCCUUUUGGGUUUGAAGGGAGUCCAGCACAAGCCGCUGGGCACCAAGAACGCCCGCAUUUCCCAACAUUAUAAAGCCUCUCUAUCAGCUCUCUUCAAGCAGCAUCCGGACGCCCGUCACGCCAUCUUAGUUGAAGAGGAUCUGGACGUCUCCCCCGAUUUCUUCCAUUAUUUCAGUCAACUGGCGCAUUUGUUGGAUGAGGACCCGACACUUUACUGCGUGUCGGCCUGGAACGACCACGGCUACCAGCACAGCGCAGUGAACGCGACGCUGCUCUACCGAGUCGAUACAAUGCCCGGACUCGGAUGGAUGCUGACCAAGAAACUGUUCAAAGAAGAGCUAGAAAUAUCGUGGCCGACCCAGGAUAAAAUGUGGGACUGGGAUAUGUGGAUGAGGAAGCCUAGCGUGCGCCGAGACCGGGAAUGCGUCAUUCCCGACGUUCCACGCACCUACCAUUUUGGCGCCAGCGGCCUCAAUAUGAAUUCCUUCUUCCAGGAUACUUAUUUCCGUAAGCGGGCGCUCAAUAACCAGCCGGACGUUCAACUCCGCGGCAUCGAAAACAUGAAGGCCGCCAAUUAUGAACGAGUCGUCCACACAGCGGUGCGCAAUGCAACAGUGCUAGACCACAACAUUUCGCCGUGUGAAGAAUCUUUCAUUCCCAACGUUUCGGGAGAGACUUUUGUGUUGUACAUGAAAAUGGAGCACGCUCGGGACACAGUCACCUGGCUUCAGAUCGCCAAGUGCUUCAAAAUUUGGGAUUUGGACGCAAGGGGAUCGCACAAAGGCCUCUGGCGAUUCUUUAUCAAGAACAAUUCAAUCAUGGUGGUCGGUUUUCCGUUUUCACCGUAUUCGAAAUUCAAACCGGCUCCGGUGAUCCCAAUUGAAUUACGUCCGGCAUCCACAACUCCGAGGAGUAAUUAAUCUGCGGGAGUACAUACAGUUGUUCAAGACCAAUCACGUUAUCUCGUGAAAAUCGGCCAUUGUCGAGCUCACACAAAACAAGGUUAUAUUCCAAUCGGCAUCACGCCUGCUAUACUGCUACUUAUCACGCAAACGAAAAGGCAUAUCGGUGAUAUUCGAUGGUUUUUGUUUUUUGUAUAACUGCUGCCGUGUGUGUGUAUCACACCAUUCUCACAAACAAAUUUUUUUAACAAGAUUUAUAUAUUGAUUGAACAUUUCAGAAUAUUUAUCUUAUACAUAGCUGCUGCUGCUCUCCUCGUCCAUAUGU